AAGUCGUCAUGGUUGGGUUAACUUGAAGAGCAGUGAAUUGGAGAGUACCACUAAUUUUUUCAGCUCAAGUCAAGUUUGCAAAUCCUCUUGCUUAAAUGUCCUUUAAUCUACAGUUUCCUCUCAUGCCGUGUUAAAGAUUAUGCAAGAAGAAGCAGUUUUAAAAGUGCUGAGAGGACCAGCAGACACUGACGGAUAAACACUUCAGUCAAUACCAGGAGACGAUUCAACGAAGUAAUACUAUGUCUGAUGAGAAGUCGAAGUUAACUUACGUGAUAACCGGAGGAUGCGGUUUUCUCGGGCAGCACCUGUUGAGGGUUUUGCUGGAGAAGGAAGAAAAUAUCAAGGAGAUAAGGCUUUUCGAUAAAAACAUUUCCCAGAGUCUACAAAGUCACAGUACUGAGCAUGUGAAAGUGGUGGGGAUACAAGGUGAUAUAACCGAUUAUAGGAGCGUACAUCAUGCCUUUCAGGGAGCAGACCUGGUUUUCCACGCAGCUAGUUUGGUUGAUGUUUGGUAUAAGGUCCCUGAGAAUGCUAUCUAUGCUGUCAAUGUACAAGGGACAGAGAAUGUAAUAAAUGCAUGUGUGGAAAUCGGUAUUCAGUAUCUGAUCUAUACAAGCUCCAUGGAGGUGGUUGGUCCAAAUGUAAAAGGAGAUACUUUUAUCAGAGGAAAUGAGGAUACUCCAUAUAAUAUAUUCCAUGAGAUGCCCUACCCUAAGACCAAAGCUGCAGCUGAGAAAAUGGUGCUGGAAGCCAAUGGCACAAAGGUAAAGGGAGGGAACACUCUCUACACAUGCUCUCUACGGCCAACAGGUAUCUACGGGGAACAGCAUCAGCUCAUGAAGGACUUCUAUCUGAAUGGGGUUCGUACAGGUGGUUGGAUGAUCAAGGGAGUUCCACGGAACACAGAGCAUGGACGAGUCUAUGCAGGGAAUGUGGCAUGGAUGCAUUUGCUAGCAGCACGUGCUCUACAAGAACAUCCCGAUAGACUGGGUGGGGAAUUUUAUUUCUGCUAUGACGACUCACCGUAUAAGAGCUACGAUGACUUCAACAUGCAGUUCUUGUCGGCCUUCAACUUUCGCUCAUUGCGUCUUCCAGUGUGUUUGCUGUGGUUCAUAGCGUGGAUGAACGACCUGAUACGCUGGCUCCUGAAGCCGUUCUACAACUACACACCACUUCUCAAUGGAUACACACUCGCUGUGGCCCGCACAUCCUUCACUGUCAGCACAGACAAGGCGUUUCGUCACUUUCAGUACCAGCCGCUGUACAGCUGGGAGGAGUGCCUGAUCCGCACACAGAGCUGGGUCAACACCUUCCCUUUAGAAACCAGCACGAAGGACACCUAACAGCUGCUUCAGUGUCAUGAGGACACUGUUUAUAAACACAUCUGUGGCCAAAUAUGAAAAAUGGGAGGUUUUAUGACUCUGUGUCAUGACUUUUCAACUGAUGAUGAAUAUUUGAAUGCUGUAUUGCAGUAUUCAGUGUGUUUUUACAUAAGUAGACUUAAUCAUAAAAUCACAGCUGUCAUCUGUCAUAGUUGAUCUAUCUAUUACAUGAAUCAUAUUUUAAUCAUUGAUGUUAUAGUAACAGCUGUGGACAUAAUCAUUACAUUAAAUACAAGCACUUUCAUGCAAAAUGCACAAGUGAGGCUAUUUUGAUAGUAAUCUAGCGAUGCAAACCGUAUUGUUUCUCUUGAUCUAGUAGUCGAAGCACAAGUGUUUGAGCUGAAUGUACUUUAUCAGUGUUAUAUAAUCCACCACAUAUGUGUAUAUUUAUUCAUUUCAUUUUCAAAUGAUUUCACAGAAGCAUUUGAUGUUUAACUUCUUCAGACAAUUCUGUGCUGAUGAACACAUGCUUUUAAAGUAAUUAUUUGUUUGUAAGAAACAUAUUUAAUUGUUCGUAAGAAACAUAUUUUUUCUGUUAACAGAGUUCAAAAUAAAUGAAAAUACUCUAUA
This is a messenger RNA of Carassius auratus (goldfish), 1952 nucleotides long. RefSeq names its product 3 beta-hydroxysteroid dehydrogenase type 7-like. The record is from RefSeq and is a predicted model, not a curated record. Gene Ontology annotation, biological process: steroid biosynthetic process. Gene Ontology annotation, molecular function: oxidoreductase activity, acting on the CH-OH group of donors, NAD or NADP as acceptor. The coding region runs from base 240 to 1343 and encodes 367 amino acids. NCBI's taxonomy places the organism in Eukaryota, Metazoa, Chordata, Actinopteri, Cypriniformes, Cyprinidae. The transcript has 7 exons.